This is a messenger RNA of Malassezia pachydermatis, 1182 nucleotides long. RefSeq names its product putative aspartyl protease. Gene Ontology annotation, biological process: proteolysis. Bases 1 to 1182 code for a protein of 393 amino acids. NCBI's taxonomy places the organism in Eukaryota, Fungi, Basidiomycota, Malasseziomycetes, Malasseziales, Malasseziaceae. Gene Ontology annotation, molecular function: aspartic-type endopeptidase activity. The transcript has a single exon. The record is from RefSeq and is a predicted model, not a curated record.
AUGUUGUUGCACCUGAAGUUUGUGGCCGGCUUGAUUGCAGCAGCCACGGUGGCUUCGGCCACCGAGAGACAAGGCGUGUCGAUUGAGAUGUCGCGCCGUACAGACGAGCAAAUGAAGCAGAUCCGUGUUCAGCGUGUACCUCAGCAUAUUAGCGCUGUGAACCGCAAGUACACUGCAGCUAUGAAGAACUACCAGCGCAACACGGGCAAGUCACAUCCUAUGGGCUCGGACAGCAAGGCAAAGCGCAGCUCGGGUGAUGUGGGCCUUAUUGAUAUCAAUGAGCAGCUUGAGUGGUCCGGUAAGGUUCAAUUUGGCUCGCCCGCGCAAAGCAUUUACUUCGACUUUGACACUGGCUCGUCAGAUACGCUUGUCGACCCCGGCUCGUACGAUCCAUCGGCCUCAUACUCGUCAAUGCGUACCUCGGGUAAGUUUUCGGCGGCGUAUGGCGAUGGCACGUCAGCCUCGGGUACUAUCUAUCAAGACGACGUGAGCAUUGGUGGUAUCAAAGCCAAGAGUGUGUCGAUUGGUCUCUCCAAUACUAAGUUUACAAAGGACUAUGAGAAGCCGAACCAGGGUAUUUGUGGUCUGGCUCUGCCGAGUAUUCAGGCGUUCCCAUCGGACUACCACCCUCUCUUCACUGCCCUCCGUGAGCAGCACCAGGUUGACCAGGGUGUGUUCCAGUUCACGCUCAAGUCUGGCUCAGGAUCGUCGCUGCAUCUUGGCGGUAUUGACAAGACCAAGAUUAAGGGCGAUAUUGCCUGGGCAAACUACGACCAGAGUCUUGGCUUCUACGUCGUGCCUGGCAAGCUCAAUGGCCAAAACAUCCAGGCGAUUAUUGACUCUGGUACAACGCUGAUCAUUGGCCCUACGAAGCAGGUGAAGUCUAUCCUUGAGGCUAUUCCGGACGUGAAGACGACCACGUCGCAGGGUAGCCUCAUGGGCACGUUCCCUUGCGAUCAGACACCCAAUGUGACGUUUACCUUUGCCGGCAAAGACUUUAAGCUUGGUCGUGAUCAGCUGGUGUAUGGCAGCUCGAACGGUCGUUGCAACCUGCCGCUGGUCGGUCAGGAUAGCACGCCUUUCCGUGGUAAUUCGUGGAUUGUCGGUGAUGCUUUCUUCCAGACUGCCUCGGUGAUCUUUGACCAGGACAAGAACCGUCUGGGCUUUGCAGAGCAGGCCUGA